Molecule: messenger RNA, 711 nt
Organism: Dendronephthya gigantea
Lineage: Eukaryota; Metazoa; Cnidaria; Anthozoa; Malacalcyonacea; Nephtheidae
Product: ficolin-2-like
Exons: 3
Coding region: 157-711 (184 amino acids)
Source: RefSeq, a predicted model, not a curated record
AUCUUAUUUGUGUAGGCAAAGAAAGAGAUUGAAGAAGAAAAUCUUACCAGGAAAUCAAGUCUCGAUUGCGCUGAUAUCUAUCACAAAGGAAUAAAACAAAGUGGAAUUUACAAAAUUGAUCAAGACGGAAAGGAAAGUUUCAAAGCGUUUUGUGAUAUGACAACAUCAGGUGGAGGAUGGACUGUAUUUCAACGUCGUCUUGAUGGAAGUGUUGACUUCUACCGAGGAUGGCAAGAUUACAAACAAGGUUUUGGUAACUUGAGCGGAGAAUAUUGGCUUGGUCUUGACCAAAUACACAGGAUGACAAAUAUUUCACAAAAUGAACUUCGUAUCGACAUGGAAGAUACAUCUGGGAACACCAAAUACGCUCAUUAUGAUUCAUUUAAAGUCAGCGGCGAAAAUGAGAAGUACAAGUUGAAUGUUGGAGGUUAUCAUGGUACAGCAGGAGACUCGUUAUCAUAUCAUAACGGUAUGACUUUCAGCACCAAAGAUGCUGACAAUGAUAUUGCCAAUAUUAAUUGUGCAGCGAAAUUCAAAGGAGCCUGGUGGUAUCGUGAUUGUCUUCGUUCCAAUUUGAAUGGUUUGUAUCAUUAUGGCGCACACACAUCGAACGCUGAUGGAGUCAACUGGCGCAAUUGGAAAGGUUUUCAUUAUUCUCUGAAAUCAACAUCGAUGAUGAUACGACGACGUGAAUUUGGAAAGAAGAAAUAA